Molecule: messenger RNA, 1272 nt
Organism: Candidula unifasciata
Lineage: Eukaryota; Metazoa; Mollusca; Gastropoda; Stylommatophora; Geomitridae
Source: the annotation of a GenBank genome assembly
AUGGCACAAGGAGUUAGAAGUUUAGCCAUGUUUAUGGACUUACAUAAUGAUGUCUCUAAACAAACUGCCACAUUCUGCAAGUGUGUGCCAAAACAACCAACAGGGGACUGUCGCUGUGGAGAAGAUGACAAACAUUUUGAGUGGGUAUGGGAUCAUAUACAACGUGGAGAGGCAACAAGCCUGCAGGAGCAAGGCUCCCAUGUCACAUUUCAUAAAGACUUCAGCUGUGGAACAACGGCCAUCCGGGGUCUACAGGCCAUGGACAGGGACCAGCAUUUCUGGGAGAUCAAGAUGACCACACCAGUUUACGGUACAGACAUGAUGAUUGGAGUUGGGACUGACAACGUGGAACUCAACAAAUUCCACAACACAUUCUGCAGCAUGUUGGGAAGUGAUGUGAACAGCUGGGGAAUAUCUUACGAUGGACACAUCCAGCACGCGGGCAAGAAACAGAAGUACUGUGGCAAGUUUGGCCAGGGCACAAUCAUCGGUGUUCACCUGGACAUGUGGCAUGGCACCAUGACCUACUUUAAAGACAGAGAAUGCUUAGGUGUUGCCUUCAAGGGUCUCAGAGGCAGGACCUUGUACCCCAUGGCAAGCUCCACAGCAGCCAGAAGUGGCAUGAGGGUGAUCUCAGCACGUUCUUUUCCCAGUUCUCUCCAGUUCAUGUGCUGCCAGAAACUGAGGCAAGUGACCCCAGGUCAUCUUAGAAUGCUAGAUGUUCUUCCCAUGCCGCCAGGACUAAGGUUGUUUCUGGCCAAUAACAUGGCUUGGUUUUUGCAUAUACCCCCUUUGGAGUCCCUAAAACGAAUUUCCCGCUACACCUGUCAUAUAUGCAAGCCUUUGACAAGCAUCCUGGAGAAUACCUGUACACACUCUAAAGAUCGGGGUUAUGGUGAAAGGAUCAGCUCAGCUUGGGAUUUCUUCAGCGACAUAGACACAGAAGAUAAAGUGAUCCCUGGUCUGAGUACCGAAUCUGCUGACAGAUCACUGCAGCAUGAAACUCCUUCCAUCUGCUGCAGAAUGAGAAGCUCAUCUAGCCAUUCUGAAGCUUCAUCUUCAUCUUCUUCUUCAGGGUCUAAUCCUGGCUGGGCACCAGCUACUACCAGGAAAAGGAAACUUUAUGAGGACACACAUGAUGAAGAUAAGGUUUCAGAGGAAGACAGUAUAGAUGAAAAUAUUAACGUGGAUGUAGAAGAGGUGAUGGAAGACAGAAAAGAAACUAAAAAUUCUUAUUAUCUAGUGAAAAGGCAAAAGUUUGAGGUUAUGUAA